GUUAUUCACAUUGAUUUGGCAAUUAUAAUUGAAUGUUCAUUUAAAAUUUAUAUCUUACUACUAGAAGUCAAAAAGUGAAAUUGAGUAUAAGACCAUAAUACUAUAAUAUUAUGGCUUACUAUAAUAUGCCUAUUGCUGAAUAUGUAUACCCAAAUCAUUUCAAAGAAAUGGAUUUUACUCAAGAUGUUUAUUUAGAAUUUACAAACAAAAUAAAUACCAAGGAUCAAUUUAUAUACGUCUACGGCUUACUACAACAACAUGAUUGGUUACCCAAAAAAUCAGAUUGUUUCAUUAAACUAUCACAGGCACACAGACGAUGGAGAAAACAUCUAAAAAAAAAACUUCAAAAAUUAGGAGUCUUUAUUAAUAUGGAUUGUUCCUCAGCAAAUAAAAAUAAUGACAUUUCAGAUUUGUAUAGAUUACGUGGAAAUGACGAAUUUAAAAUUAAAAAUUAUGAGGAAUCACUAAAAUGUUACACUCGAGGUAUGAUGUUAGCAGAAAUCGACUCGCCUAGUUUUGCUUUAUGUGUGGCAAAUUCUUCUGCUGCUUUAUAUUAUUUAGAGGAAUAUGAGCGUUGCUUAAAGUGUAUUGAUCGUGUAUUGACAUUCAAAAAUUAUCCAUUGUCGAAUAAAAUAUUUAUGUUGUUAGAAAGAAAAGGCAAUUGUUAUCGACAUAUGAAUCAUCAAACUUUGGCUUUAAAAAUGUUUUCAAAUUGUUUACUACAAUUGAAUAGUACUUCUCAAAUGUCUUUGGCUGAAAAAGAAAAAACGAAAUUAAGAAUAUCUAAUUACAUAAAAAUGUGUGAAGAAACUAAAGUGAAUAAAGUGAAUAUCAAUCAUAAGGAAACCAAAAUUAUAAGUUUUUCUGGACGCGAAAAUAAAAAAAAUUCCAUCCAAACAAAAUUUGUCGAAAUUAAGUAUUCAAAAGAGAUGGGAAAAGGAUUAUUUGCAUUAAAUUACAUUAAACCCGGUGAAAUACUUAUAAUUGAAAAACCCAUUGCGGGUGUAUUUAAAAAUGAUGCAUGGGCCUUAAAUUGCAAUUAUUGUUUUAAAAGAUGUUUAUCUGGCAUACCAUGUUCCACGUGUGUACAGGUUUUAUAUUGUGAUGAGAUAUGUUUACAAAAAGCUUUCAAGAGUUAUCAUGAUAUCGAAUGCUCUUUAGUCUGCCCCCUCAAAGGGGAUCCAACUAUUGAACCCACUUACGAUCUAGCCUUACGUUGUUUUAUACAGCUAACAAACACCAUGGGUAUAGAUCGUUUUUGUUCAAUGGUUCGAGAAUAUACUGCAUCAAAAUUUAUUAUCGCUGAGAGCGACGCAUUUUUUAGGGAUAUGUUUUACUCGGUCUAUGCACUAGACGGAAAUGAAACAAAAAGAACAACAUCUAAUUUUUUUUUUAUGCAUUGUACUGCAUCAAUGAUGGUUUCGUUACUACUAUUAAAUGAAUACAAUAUACCACAUGAAUUGAUAGGUGAUGUUGGCGUAUCAUUAGUACAUUUGCUGUGUAUAACUAACUUGAAUUCCUACGCGUCCGUUGAGCUUCCUAAGUACAUCGGCGAGCAUAGCAAUGUUGUCGAGUUUGAUAAAUCUGGGACUUUUAACACCGUCGCUCUUAUUUUAUGCUCUGCAUAUAGUUUGAUUAAUCAUUCGUGCAAUCCAAACGUUAUUGUUCAAACGUAUGGCGGAAUAGAGGUAACUCGGGCCUUACAACCUAUUUCAAAAGGAUCUCAGCUGUUUACUGAUUAUGGAGUCAAUUUUAUGUCACAUAAUAAAGUAGAACGUAAUAAACAUUUACUGGAUCAAUAUAAAUUCUCUUGUCAAUGCCUGGCUUGUAUGGACGAUUGGCCAAUGUACACAUCACUGGAACACGAUGACUUAAGUUUAAAUAAUCUCACACUAUAUGAUGCUGAUAAACCAUUUGGUAUUCCAAGUACAACUUUAAAAAAAUUCAACGAGAUUGUAUACUUGUUAUUAACAAAGCAUAAGAUUAAUGUAGAUUAUUUGGAAUUUUUAUUUUCGUUUUUAGAUGUAUUAGACUCAAAUUUAAAAAAACCGUGUUUCACUUAUUACAAAUGUAUUCAAAUAAUUCAAAGGUGUUUAUAUUACACUUCAGACCAAAUACAUUGUGUAAUUGAAUAA
Messenger RNA from Sipha flava (yellow sugarcane aphid), 2135 nucleotides. RefSeq names its product SET and MYND domain-containing protein 4-like. The coding region runs from base 111 to 2135 and encodes 674 amino acids. The transcript is spliced from 7 exons. The record is from RefSeq and is a predicted model, not a curated record. Lineage: Eukaryota; Metazoa; Arthropoda; Insecta; Hemiptera; Aphididae. Gene Ontology annotation, molecular function: protein binding.